Coturnix japonica (Japanese quail) is the source of this 4913-nucleotide messenger RNA. It is a transcript of the gene RALGDS, whose product is annotated as ral guanine nucleotide dissociation stimulator. Gene Ontology annotation, biological process: Ras protein signal transduction. The record is from RefSeq and is a predicted model, not a curated record. Gene Ontology annotation, molecular function: guanyl-nucleotide exchange factor activity. Lineage: Eukaryota; Metazoa; Chordata; Aves; Galliformes; Phasianidae. Gene Ontology annotation, cellular component: plasma membrane.
UAGCUGCCGCAAGUCACAAUCUGAUCGCAAUCAGAAAUCAACAGCCGGCAAGACCUGUUGUGCCUCGGAGACAAUGCGCGGGGGUCCGGGGGUGUUGUGCAUGUAGAUGAGGCUGGGAGUAUCACACCGAGCCAGCACCCAGCUCGCCCCGGAAGAAAGAAAGGAAGGAAGAAAGAAAGGAAGGAGCGGUGAGAAGCGACGUGCCGCGGUAUGUUGGCACGGGGCUGCUCCGCCAGCACGGGAGCAUCGCCUGCCGUACGCAUACCCGGCUCAGCUCCUCGCAGCCCCUUUGAUUUGAGGAGAAGGAAAUAAGAGCUGUCGGAGCUGUUGGCAAGAUGCGCUGAGGAAAGCGAGCAGGGAAAGGUCUUUGCUCUGCCUCCCCGCCCGGGUUGGAGCUGCUGCUGGAAGAGGGGCGGCGGCGGAGGGAGAAGAAUGAGCAGCCCCUCCGUGCCGGGGAAGAUGGAGGCGAAACCUUUGUUCAACGUGCAGAAGGCGCUGGUGCAGCCGGUGCAGAUGUGCAUGUUGGACAUCCCUCUGAGCGUGCAGGACGACGACAGCUCCACACAGGAGAUUGGAGAAGAGCUGGAGGAUGGUGUAAUCUACAGCAUAUCGCUGCGCAAAGUGCAGCUCCAUCACACAGCCAACAAGGGGCAGCGAUGGCUGGGGCAGUUCGAGAACGAGUCAGCCUUAAACCUCUAUGAGACGUGUAAGGUGCGGACGAUAAAAGCUGGGACCUUGGAGAAGCUGGUGGAGUACCUGGUUUCAGCCUUCAAGGGCAAUGAUUCCACCUAUGUCACCAUUUUCCUGUGCACUUACCGGGCCUUUGCCACCACCAAGCAAGUGCUGGACCUGCUGCUUAACAGGUAUGGCAAACUGCACGUGCAGACAAACGGGGACCACGCCAGGCACGUUGUGGAUGAGAGGAUGGAGCUGAAGAACACCAUCUCCUCCAUCCUGGGCGCCUGGUUGGACCAGUACUCAGAGGACUUCCGUAAACCCCCAGACUUUGCCUGCCUCAAGCAGCUCAUCUCCUACGUGCGCCAUAACAUCCCUGGUUCAGACCUGGAGCGCAGAGCCCGCAUCCUCCUGGCCCAGUUUCAGCAGCAGGAGCAGAGCGAGACUGAAGCAGAAGCUGUGGAUCACGGUGGCUGCACGUUCCAGCUGGUGGAGGAGAACGGGGUCGGGGAUGGGAAGUCAGAUUUCCUCUCCUUCUCCCCUGAGAUGGUGGCAGAGCAGUUCACACUCAUGGAUGCUGAGCUGUUUAAGAAAGUGGUGCCUUACCACUGCUUGGGCUGCAUCUGGUCCCAGCGAGACAAGAAAGGCAAAGAACACCUGGCACCCACCAUCCGUGCCACUGUCUCGCAGUUCAAUAGCGUGGCCAACUGUGUCAUUGCCACGUGCCUCGGGGACCGGACCCUGAAGCCACAGCAGAGGGCUAAAGUGGUGGAGAGAUGGAUCGAAGUGGCUCGGGAGUGCCGCAUCCUGAAGAACUUCUCCUCGCUCAGAGCCAUCCUUUCAGCUCUGCAGUGCAACGCUGUGCACCGGCUGAAGAAGACCUGGGAUGAGGUCCUGCGGGAGAGCUUCCGCACUUUCCAUGAGCUCUCAGAGAUCUUCUCCGAUGAGAACAACCACUCCUUGAGCCGGGAGCUGCUCAUUAAGGAGGGCACGUCCAAAUUUGCCACCUUGGAGAUUAACCCAAAGAGGGCCCAGAAGCGGCAGCAGCAGCAGCGAGAGAUGGGUGUGAUGCAGGGCACUAUUCCCUAUCUCGGCACCUUCCUCACGGACCUGGUGAUGCUCGACACCGCCAUGAAGGAUUUCCUGGAUGGAGGGCUGAUCAACUUUGAGAAGAGAAGGAAGGAGUUUGAAGUCAUUGCCCAGAUCAAGCUGCUUCAGUCAGCCUGCAACAACUACAGCUUCACUCAGGAGGACCAUUUUGUGGACUGGUUCCAUAGCCUGGAGCGGCUCAGUGAGGCCGAGAGCUAUGGGCUGUCAUGUGAGAUUGAGCCACUGUCCGAGUCAGCCAGCAACACACUGAAGGCAAAGAAGAACACAGGAAUCAUCAAGAGAUGGAGCGACCGGCAGCCAGCCAGCACUGAGCCCUGUGCCAGUGGCAGUUCCCACUCCAAGUCCUUUGACCAGCUCAAGUGCGGGCAGUACCUGUGCAGUGGGGAUGCCACUGACUCAGUCAGUGUCACCUCUGCUGGUUCCAGCAGCUCUGAUGUGGAGGAGAUCAACAUCAGCUUCAUCCCUGAGUCCCCCGACUGCCAGGAGAAGAAGCACUCGUACACCCCGUCUGUGGCUGAUGGAGAAGCUAAACCCACUGUGUCCUCCGCAUCCCCUCUCCUCCCUGCCCUCCAGUUCUGGGAAUCCACCUCUCUCUCCUCCCUGGACACGUCAGGCAUCGGCUCAGGCUCCAGCAGUGCCUCAUCAUCCUCCGUCUCCUCUACACCAGUGACAGCAUCCCGCACUCACAAACGCUCCGUCUCCGGCAUCUCCAGCUACUCGUCUCUCUCGCUGCCCCUUUACAACCAGCAGGUGGACGACUGCUGUAUCAUCCGUGUCAGCCUGGCUGUGGACAACGGCAACAUGUACAAGAGCAUCUUGGUGACCAGCCAGGAUAAGACACCGGUCGUUAUUCGCAAGGCCAUGGCCAAACACAACUUGGAUGGGGACCGGCCUGAAGACUACGAGCUCGUUCAGAUCAUCUCAGAGGAGAGAGAGCUGAAGAUCCCCGACAAUGCCAACGUCUUCUACGCCAUGAACUCUGCUGCCAACUACGACUUCGUGCUCAAGAAGCGGGGUUUCUCCAAGGGGGUGAAGAUCAAGCACGGCUCCAGCUCCACCCUGCCCAGGAUGAAGCAGAAAGGCCUGAAGAUUGCCAAAGGCAUCUUCUAGCCUCAGCCCCACUGCCACCCCUCACCGACGGGGCCUUGUGGGCAGGCUGUAGCCAGGCCUGGUGCUGUUGCCAAGGCCAGGAGUGAUGCUCAACCGCACCGAGAGCCGCUUUGGCACCUGGCGGCCCUUCCACCUCUCUCUGCACAAGCUCCCGUUUCAAUCAGGUCUUCUGUUUUUCUACCCAGGAAGGCAGCAAGGGGGGAAAUCUCUCUCUCUUUUAUUUUUACUUUUAAACCUUCCACGGUGCGACACGUCCAGCCACCACCAGCCUGCCCAGAGCAGGAGCCCGCCUCUCUGCCGUAGGUGCCUUGUGUCCGUGUGAGCCUGGGAGCGGCGGCUUGGAGGGGCCCUUUGCAAGGAGCAGCACAUGAGCCACUGCCACGUGAGCUGGGAUGGGUGCUCCCCUUCUCUCGGCACUGGUUUACUUCCACGUCCUUCCUUGGAUCACCUGGCAUUGCAACUACUGCCUGUCCAUGCCCUGGGAGAAGCUGUGCUGGAGAGGAUGCAGCCCCACGCCGGCGCCUCGUGGACCAGGGCUGCUGUUGAUGACUGGAAACCUCCACGUGGUCUCGCUCCUCUCCCCGAUCCAGCCGCCGGCCCGCGUUCAAACCUGCACCAAAGAUCAAAUGCCAGUGUCCCUUCUGCAGGCAGGGAAGCUUUGCGUGCAUUCCCGUGCCCCCAGAGCUGCCAGCCGAGCCAGGAGGAGGAGGAGGAGAGCAGACUGCUGUCCAGAUGUGUGUAAAUAGAGACCUCGUGUCUGCAUGGGCAGGCAAGGAGUCAGAGGAGCUUGGGGUGCUCCGACUGCCACCGCCUGACCCACAAGAAAGUGCCACUCACCUUGGGCUUUAACCUGACUGUUUCAAACACUGACUAAGGGAGAAGCAGCGAUGAGACUUCUUUUGUACAAAACAAAGGUUUACUGAUUUUUUUUUUUUCUCCUCUCAAUAUUUAUUGGUUGUAAAUAGAAGAGAUGAACUUGUACAUUCUACUAACCCAGAUCCCCCCACCCUGCAGCCCAGUCCCUCUCCUGCUCCCUCCCUUUUCCAACCUUCCCCCGCUAUUUAAGGCUGCUGGGAGGGAUGCUCACAGCAGCGAUGUUGCUCUGCCCUGCUCACACAGCGACAACCCAUCUGGCCUCUUCCCUCCCUCAUUUCUUUACCACUAGUUGCUCAAGCAGGGGCAGAGAUGCUUGUUUUAAUGGCUGUAGGAAACACUAACCAAAGGGGGGACUUCUUUGUUGUUUGUUGUUGCCCCUGGACCUGCUGGCUCCAUCGCAUUUGAGCACUUCCUCCCAGCACAUCUUUUGUUUCCUGUCUGUCUGUGCUGCUGGAUGGGGGGAAACGUGUUCCCUGCCUCCAGGAGAGGAGCUGGGAUGCAGCAACGCUGCACAGCAACACUCAGAGGAGCAGGGCUGGUGGCAGAACCAGGUGGAGAGAGGCUGCUUGUUUAUAAGCAUGGCUGGCAUUAGUUCUGUCAGCCCUCUGUCCCCUUGGGUGGCAUCACUUGGGUCACCAUGCCCACACUGCACAUGAUGGGAGCCCUUGGCACCCUGACGCAGGGGCUGCCUCCUGCCUCCCACCCUGCCCGGAGCCAGGUCACUGCCUUUGGGUGCCAGCACCUUUGGGCCUCCCCCUGGCUCCAUGCUGCUCUGUGCCUGCCAGCUCCUGCCCACCCUAUUGCCUCCCCUCCCUUCCCAUUGGUGUCCCCUGGAAGCCCAGCAUCACCGGAGGGACUGGCUGUACCAUAUGUUAUUUUGUACCACUUCAGUGAAGGAGCACACUGCCCAGUGUGACUUGUACACAGCAAUGUAAUUAGUCUUUGCAAUAAAAUACCGAUCCUCAAACAUCCCUGCCCUAAAGCAGGGGUUGUUCUGUGUCCCUUCCUGACUUGCUGGCCUCCUAGAGAAAGGGGAAUGGAUCUGAUUGUGGAGGUGAUGAUUGAGCCUGUUACUUUAUGGUAACCGUGCUGGGCUUUGUUUUGUACUUGAAUGAAGAAACAAGGCUUUUUUGUUUGCAGGA